CUUCACUCCGCCGCGCUGCCCUAUCGGCUCGCGGCGCCGCAGGAUCGGGUCGGCGGCGAAGAAUGUAGACCCGGCCGCUCCCCAUGGUAAAACAAAAUAAUCCGGCGAUGCUGCCUGUUGGAGCCGGGGCGCUGUCAGCCGCGCUGCCAGGCGCAGCUUCGCCUCACCUCUCCCUGCGCUAUCCUCCCUGUCCCGUCCCUGCUUGGCGCCGGUGAGCGCUCUCAGCGGCUUCCGAGCUGCCGGGAGAAAAGAGCGGAAGGAUAUCCUCGGGAGACGGCUGCUCCGCCAGAGGAGAGAGUGUGACAGAGGAAGUAGUUCCGGCCCCAAUUGGGCCUUGUUUCCCAAAAAUAGCGCCCAGGGGGUAUCCGUGCGCCGGUGUCAGUGUCUCCUGAGGAGCCUCAGCGGGGAGGAGGCAGCGGCGGCGGCGGCGGGAGCGAGGGGACGCGGGCGGGUGCUUAUAGAAGAAACAGGAACAUUUUCUCAAUCUGAAGACAAAGUAACAGAAAUCUGUAUCAUGUGUUAGAAUACUGAAGAGUGACAUUUCUUGGAUCAGUAUAUUUCUGGAUUGCAAAGGAAAAGAAAGAAGAGGCUGAAAAUGGGGAGAAAGAAAAUACAGAUCACAAGAAUAAUGGAUGAACGGAACAGACAGGUCACCUUUACAAAGAGGAAGUUUGGAUUAAUGAAGAAGGCAUAUGAGUUGAGUGUACUCUGUGACUGUGAAAUAGCACUCAUCAUUUUUAACAGCUCUAACAAACUCUUUCAGUAUGCCAGCACUGAUAUGGACAAAGUUCUACUUAAAUACACAGAAUACAACGAGCCCCAUGAAAGCAGAACCAACUCAGAUAUCGUUGAGACCUUAAGAAAGAAAGGCCUUAAUGGUUGUGAGAGCCCUGAUGCUGACGAUUACUUUGAGCACAGUCCACUAUCGGAGGACAGAUUCAGCAAACUAAAUGAAGAUAGUGAUUUUAUUUUCAAGCGAGGCCCUGCUCUGAACAAGAAGGAACACAGAGGGUGCGACAGCCCGGACCCUGACACUUCAUAUGUGCUCACGCCACAUACAGAAGAAAAAUAUAAAAAAAUUAAUGAAGAGUUUGAUAAUAUGAUGAGGAAUCAUAAAAUCGCACCUGGCUUGCCUGCUCAGAACUUCUCCAUGUCGGUUACGGUUCCAGUGUCCAAUCCCAACACUUUAACCUACAGUAACCCCGGGAGUUCCCUUGUAUCCCCAUCACCACUGGCAGCCAGUUCAUCGCUAACGGACACGACCAUGCUCUCCCCGCCUCAGACCACGCUGCAUCGGAACGUGUCACCUGGGGCCCCUCAGAGACCACCGAGUACUGGCAACGCAGGUGGAAUGCUGGGGACAACUGACCUCACAGUGCCAAAUGGAGCUGGUACCAGUCCAGUUGGAAAUGGGUUUGUGAAUUCUCGAGCUUCACCAGGUCUACUCGGAAAUACCAGUGGUGGGAAUGGCUUGGGCAAAGUCAUGCCUACAAAGUCUCCACCUCCACCUGGAGGAGGAAAUCUUGCAAUGAACAAUCGAAAACCUGACCUCCGUGUUGUCAUCCCACCCUCCAGCAAGGGUAUGAUGCCACCACUGAAUACCCAAAGGAUAAGCAGUUCUCAGUCAACACAGCCUCUUGCUACCCCGGUGGUGUCGGUGACAACCCCCAGCUUGCCUCCACAGGGGCUGGUGUACUCGGCCAUGCCGACUGCCUACAACACUGAUUACUCCUUGACUAGUGCAGACCUGUCUGCCCUGCAGGGGUUUAACUCCCCGGGGAUGCUGUCCCUGGGGCAGGUGUCUGCCUGGCAGCAGCACCACCUCGGCCCUGCCGCCCUCAGCUCUCUCGUUACUGGCAGCCAGCUAUCUCAGGGUUCCAAUUUAUCCAUUAACACCAACCAAAACAUCAACAUCAAAUCUGAACCGAUUUCACCUCCCCGGGACCGUGUGACUCCCUCCGGCUUCCCGCAGCAGCAGCAGCAGCAGCCGCCGCAGCCGCCGCCACCACCGCCGCCGCCGCAGUCGCGGCAGGAGAUGGGCCGCUCUCCCGUUGACAGUCUCAGCAGCUCCAGCAGCUCCUACGACGGCAGCGACCGGGAAGACCCGAGGAGCGACUUCCACUCGCCCGUGGUGCUGGGGAGGCCGCCCAACGCAGAGGAUAGAGAGAGCCCCUCGGUAAAACGCAUGAGGAUGGACACGUGGGUGACAUAAAGCGGCAGCGUCGCUUCGGCACCUGCGCGCUCUCAACACAAACUGUCCUGACAUAUCUAAAUUUAUAAAUAAGGACGUGGAAUAAGUAUAUUUAAAUGUAUAUACAUACGUGCAUAUAUAUAUCUUCACGUGCAUAUAUAUGUGCUAGUGUGUGUAGCAUACACGAAAUCAUCAGGCACUUACGACAAACUCCUUGUAUAGCUGCAGAUGUCCCCCGGUAAAACGUUAACGGAACAAUCCCGUAGGUAUUGAUGAGCUAGUCUGGCACUCCCUGGACUCGUCGUUUUCAUCCUAUAACCUGUUUUGCAGAGCCUCCCCCCGUCCCCUCCCCGCGGUGUACUCCUCCCACACUAGAUUGCAGAAGCCAGGGCUCGCCUGUAGUACCGUCCCCGUGUGUUUCACCCCAGCUGUAUGGUUACUCGUAGUUAAGAAGCAACGCUUUGUAGCAGCGGAGCAGUAGAACAGCAGGAAGAAGAAAGCAAUACUGUACAUAAACUGACCUUCACGGCCCCAGCCCGGCCUCGGUCGCUGCGGGGAGGGUGCAUGGAGAAGGGCUGACGCUAUAAGACAUAAGAAACAAAAACUCCCUGGUUUUUUUUGCACGUGCAAAAGAAAAAAACAACAACAACAAAGGACAAAAACAAACAAACAAAAAGCGUAUUGGGUCAAAGUGAUUUUUGUAACGAGUGAAAGAGACGUAGAGAAACUCGCAUGAAAUACUCAGAAGAUAUUAGCCUAGGAGAUAGAAGGGUAACAAAGUAAAGUUAAUAUAUUAAGUUAUAAUUGGGAGAGGUUGGACAAAUUCGUUUUUACGUUCGUACCUUUGGGAAAAAAAAAAGUAUAGAAACGGAUUUUAGCUCCUGUAUAUUUUAUAUUAAAGAAAACGAUACCCUAAUGAAUUGAAGACUAUAUAUAAAGUUAUAUACAGUACUUUUGAACACAUUCUGCUAUGAAUUAUUUAUAUAAGCCAAAGCUGUAUGUUGUAGCUUUUUUGUAGAGUAUAGUUUUAUCUUAUUUUGACUUUCUAGUUUUUGCUGUCAAAGAAAAAAAAAAAUAGACGAAAAGGAAAAAAACUUGCAGGCGGAACCUUUGGGGGAAAAAUAAGCCAUGAACACUUCUAUGUAAAUUGAAAUUUGAGCCAAACUCCUUUUUUGUGUAUAUAGCAUCCUAAAUAUAUGAUCACCUUUGGUGUAAGUACCGACGUAUUGUACGUUCACCAGAUUACAAAGUAUAUUUUUGUGGAUUGACGCCGAGUUGAGAGAGGCGAGGUCCUUAUUCAGUAGAGUAUUCACUGUUUAAUAUUUACUAUUUUGUUAAAUAUACUGUACUUUCUUUGGAUUUUAAUUAUUAUUAAUAUUAUUAUCCAGAUUUUUUCAGAGGGUGUAUAAAGGGGGUCGGCCCCCCUCACUGGUGGUGAAUGUGUGCCGUUCAAUUGUAAUCUCUGUGCUGUAUGGUUAAGCUUCAUUAUACAUUUUAUAUAUAUAUAUAUGUAUAUAAAUAGCAAAGUGGCAAAAAAACACACACACACAGAUAAUCCGGUGUUAAGUUCAUCCAGCAUCAAUAUAACGAAACCUGUUCCGACACAUUUUAAGGCAGCGUUGUAAAGCUGCCUCUUCUGAGGAGGGAAAAAAAACAGUGCAAAAACUUGACCUAAUUAUUUCUCAUGGUAGGAAAAGAACAUAUCAGAGAGCACAAGAGGUUUUCUGCGUUGGUAAGUGGUUGGGGGUAAAACCUUGGAGAUAAAUUUGUGUGAAAGAGGGAGGCAGGGCAGGGCAGGGGGUGGUCCCCGGCUGCGGGGGGCCGGUCCGAGCAGAGCCGCAGGGGUACCUGUGACCCCUCAGAGGGGGGAAAAUGAGCUUGGAGCAGCAGAACUCCAGGGAGCCCGAGCCUGAGUUCAGAGGCUCGUGGAGCGGGGGCGUCGGCGCUCAGACCCCUCCAGCCUCACCCCCCUCAUUGGGCAAUUUGCACUGAGGCUUUCCUUCCUUUUUAUCCCCCUCCUUUGCCGGGAGGGAAGGGGCAGGGGCUGGGCACAGCCGUCCUCACCGCCCCCUCCCCAGCCAACUUACCGCCGCAGGGAACCUUUCGCUGCUCCAGCCGUGAUGGGGGUGUUCCCGGGGUUUAUGCACCUGUAUGAACUUUGCCGUACAUCGAGUGGGAGUUCUGCAUUCACAUUUACUGUCUAUUUUCUUGUGUGCCUUAUAAGAUGGCUUUGCUGACUGUAUCUCAAGUCUUUAUUUCUAUGCAGGUUUUUAAACAGUACUAGUACUGUUUUCUUAAAGAAAAAAGCUACGUAAGGGUGAGAGUUUGUAUGGAAAUUGCACCAAGGAAUUAAAAGAGCAAAGAAAUAAUCAGUUGUUAAUUGCUGCUCCCGGGCCUGGGCCCGUGUUGCCCCCCCUGACCUUCCCCCAGCCCCCCCAGGCCGGGGCACGGAGCUGCGGCGCCGGGAACCCCCAUUUUUAGUACCAAGUGACUAACUUUGGAAAGUACCUUUUUUUAGGAUUGUAAAAAUGUUUUAUAUUAAAAAAAAACCUAUAAAAAUGCCAUAGCACAGAUUCUGCAACAGGGCCCACAGCCUUGGCUUUGGUUUAAUUUACUGACUGAAGUUGCAAGUGGAUCCAAAACCCCUUCAGAGCUGAAUGGUUCAAGGUGGAUCCAAAACCCCUUCAGGCCUGAAUGGUUCAAGGUGGAUCCAAAACCCCUUCAGGCCUGAAUGGUUUAAAGUGCAUCUAAACCACCUUCAGGGCUGAAUGGUUCAAGGUGGAUCCAAACUCCCUUCAGGCCUGAAUGGUUUAAAGUGCAUCUAAACCCCCUUCAGAGCUGAAUGGUUCAAGGUGGAUCCAAAACCCCUUCAGGCCUGAAUGGUUCAAGGUGGAUCUAAACCCCCUUUAGAGCUGGAUGGUUUAAAGUGGAUCCAAAACCCCUUCAGAGCUGAAUGGUUUAAAAUGGAUCCAAACCCCCUUCAGGCCUGAAUGGUUCAAGGUGGAUCCAAACCCCUUUCAGGGCUGAAUGGUUUAAGGUUGGGGUGGUUUUUUCCCCCCCCUUCUCUGGUGUGACAAAUCACCUCUGUAAUCAGGGAUUCAUCAGAGCUUUCGCCUUCCCUUUCCCUUGGAGGCCACUCCCGCAUCCCAAACUCGCGAGUUACCUGCGCACAAGAAAUACAUAGUAAAUAAGGAACAAAACAACUCCUGACCAUUGACCACGGGGAAGAAGCUGAAUCAGAAUGUGAAAGAAACAAAAACCACGUCGAAAUCUUAGUGGAAACCUUCCUUCACUUUGCUGUGCGAGAGAACACUGCUUUGCUAUAUUUAAAAUGGCUUUUUCUAAAAAACAAUAAUGACAAAAAAAGAGAUUUCUGUAUUUGGUAAAUGUUUGUAGUCAACAGUUCCCACCGCAGCUGUUCAGGGCUGGCCGAGGCGCAGCCGUUUGGCGGCACAAGCUGGACUUUGUUGCCAUCCUUGAGACGAAUCUUUUAAGUAAAAAAAAUAACAAAAAAAAUAAGUUAAUCUCGAUUAUUUUUUUGUUUUUCCCUGAAUGUGUUGGGUUUUUUUUUUCUUCAAUAUACAAUAAAUAUUCUAGUGAACUUUUUAUCAAAUGGUUAAGAAAAAAAAAUGCUAGAGGUUGUUGUAAAAUAUUUGUAUCCUGCAUUCACUAAAGUAAAGAUACUGGCUUUUACUGUCUA
This is a messenger RNA of Colius striatus (speckled mousebird), 5891 nucleotides long. It is a transcript of the gene MEF2A, whose product is annotated as myocyte enhancer factor 2A. The transcript has 11 exons. The coding region runs from base 596 to 2212 and encodes 538 amino acids. NCBI's taxonomy places the organism in Eukaryota, Metazoa, Chordata, Aves, Coliiformes, Coliidae. Gene Ontology annotation, molecular function: RNA polymerase II cis-regulatory region sequence-specific DNA binding; histone deacetylase binding; protein dimerization activity. Gene Ontology annotation, biological process: cell differentiation; heart development; positive regulation of transcription by RNA polymerase II. The record is from RefSeq and is a predicted model, not a curated record.